UGAAGUGAGAACCUCUGUUUAUAAAUCUUUCCCCACUCUCUUAGUUGCUGGGGGGAGGGAGCUACUUUCAUUUAGUAAACAGCUGGUGUAGCUGGAAGGUAACAGGCCAAGUUGCGGCACACAGCUCUUUGGGUCUUUAACUCAUCAGUUGAGUUAAAUUGAGAAGAUCAGCUAAAAAGACCUUUGAAGAUGCAGUGGACGUCCCCUCUCCCAUUGGUGUAUCUCUUUCUUCUGCUUCUCCCAUUCUUCCCUGGCCGAAAUGGUAAAGAAAAUAUAUCAACUGAAUGGCCAACAGACGUUAUCAGUGCUUGGGAAGGAGACUCCGUUACUAUAACUUGUUCAAAGAACAGUUCAGAAAAUGAAGUGGGGACAUACUUGAGGAUUAGAGAACCGCUAGACAAUAUUGUAUACGUUUCCUCCAAGAAUACUUCACAUAUACAUCGGAAUUUUACUAAUCGCACCACCUACUUAAAUGAAGGAACAAAUCUCACAAUCACUGUGCACGGCGUACGGAGAUCUGAUUCAAAUAUCUACCUAUGCGUCACCUAUAUUACAAAAAACAACCACCACAUCAAGCAAGAUGGGAAGUCAAUCAUUUUGGUUGUGAAAGCUAAACCCAAUGGGGUCAUUGAACAAUCACCACAGUCUGUCCUCGCUCAACAAGGAGAGUCUAUCAACAUUACCUGUGUGUUGAAAACAUGGCUUGAAGAUGAAGGGAUCAUGUUGCUCAGGACUCAAAUGCAACCUGAAAAAGUGUUCCAUGUUUCAAGUCAGAACACUACGACUAUUUUUUCCACUUUUGCUUAUCACUUGGAGUAUUCAAAGCAAGGGAAGAAUCUAGUGAUAACUCUCCACAACCUACAGGAAAGCGAUACCGACAUUUACCUAUGUGCUGCAAAGCUGAAAAAUUCCUCUCUCUUAGUCAGUGAAAGUGGCACCAUGGUGCUGGUUAAAGGUGGGAAGCAGACAGAAUGCAGUAUCAAUUCCUUGGCCAUCUCCACUCCUACCAUUGUGGUAGGAGUGCUGCUAUUAUCUGCACUGAUAUUCUGCAUCCUAAACCGUGUCAAUAUGAAGAAAUUUUUCCGGAGAAAGAAAACAAACGUAGUGUAUGAAGAUAUGUCUUUCAGUUCUAGAAGCAACACCUUAGUCAGAACUAACACUUACUCAAAUAACAGUUAAGCUGCUGUGAGCUGGCAUCACACGUGGAUCAACUGUUCCUUUUCAGGUGUCUCUGAGAGCUGCCUUAGCAACCUGAUGUAGUUGAACAAGAAAUGCUAUUACCUGUCCUCUGUAGCAGAAGGAAAAAUCUGCCUUGUUUCCAAAGCUGUUUUUACUUAUUUUGACUGCUUGUGAAAUACCUCUUACUUUUUCAUGUAUAGAAAAGAUGGAGACACAUAUAUUUGCACAUAUAUUUGCAGCACGGUGUGAAAAGCAGUAUUUUUGGAGUGUACAUUUGGCUAUAGGCAACAUGUGAGAUUGUUUCUUAGACUGAUAGGUAACCGUUACGGGGAAGUUGUGAUGGUUUGAGAAGUCUGGGUCUGAGUUUUAGUAAAAGCUCAGGAAGAUCAUAAGAGGUUUGAUUAAUAAUAUGCAAUAGAUUCACUUAAAAUGGAGCAUGGCUUUCAUAAAUGUCCAUGUGAGUCUGCUCAAAACUCUGGUAGCUAAAACUGCUCACAAGUUAAAGAGAAUUCAGAAGAGAAUUCAGAAACUUGGGAACAGAGUACAUUAGGAGUGAAGGGCUGGAUAUGUAUGGGUUUAGCUCUGCAAAGAGAAUGGUCCAAUAAAAUUGCAGUCAAUUGUAGCUAUUAAAUUAGUGACCUUGUUGGAGAUAUGGCAUGUUGGAGUCAGUCUUGACUUUGUUGACACGCAAAGUGAUUAGACUUGGUGCAUGAUGGCUUUGUAGGAAAGCAGAAAUAUGGGAUAUGCUGGCGUUGCCUCAAACUCAAGAUGCCUUAAAAAUGACACAGCAGAUUGUAAUUCUCCAGGCAGGUGACUUUAGAUGAUACAAUACAGGGUUAACUAAUCUGGGAUAAAAAUAAUGCCAACAUUCCAGCCUGGGCACAGCUGAGCCCGACCCAAAAUCAUUCUUAAGGGAGAGUUUAGCAAAAAAACUUUCAUCAGCUGUAUAUUUUACUUGGUAAUGGCUUAGAAACCUUAUUUAAGACGAUCACAGGUCUCCACAGCUGAGGAAAGGUAACAGUUGUCCUCAGGAGUGUUGGGUUUUGGGGAGCUGGGUUGACAGUGCAAAGAACAGUUUACAAUUUGGCAUGCCCAGAAGAAUAUCAAACUGCCUAAUUAAGAGGCAGGAUUGACAGCAGUGGCCUGUGGCAUCUGAAGACAGGCUAGAAUUAGAGUCUUUCUUUACUGAUGCGUCUGUUUAUUUUUUGAAGGUCAAAAGUUGGUUUGCCAUUUAUAAGUGUGUUUAGCUGGUGCUGAGCCGGGCACAUGAGGUCUCCCAUGACAAGCCUGCUGCUUGGAAGAGGUCAUUUCCUUUAAACAUCACUCGUGAAAUGCUGUGCCCCAGAUCUGAGGGGGGAAAUCUGUUCAUCCAAGUGUCUGGUGGCUCUGGAUUUCCCUUUGAGCAGAGGAGUGUCUGUUGACUGCAGAUCCUGCAACUGUCGUGUGGCUUCGUAUGGAUAAACUGAUGCUUCUGGUCUGCACCCCGGGGGUUUUACACAGUUACCUGCUACUUUUGUACAUAUAAAGCAGUAAGGACUGCUUUGUGUAUUUUGCAAAUGAAUGCUAGGUAUUUAAUGGACUGUUUCGUGUAGAUUAUAAUUUAAAAUAAAGUGAAACAAAGGCUUUUUUUUUUUUCUUUUGCAAAUUUCACCUACCAAAUAAAGCAUGAUAACCAUUUU
This is a messenger RNA of Phasianus colchicus (ring-necked pheasant), 2858 nucleotides long. It is a transcript of the gene CD7, whose product is annotated as CD7 molecule. Gene Ontology annotation, molecular function: signaling receptor activity. The record is from RefSeq and is a predicted model, not a curated record. Gene Ontology annotation, cellular component: membrane. Lineage: Eukaryota; Metazoa; Chordata; Aves; Galliformes; Phasianidae. Gene Ontology annotation, biological process: adaptive immune response.